This is a messenger RNA of Chrysochloris asiatica (Cape golden mole), 306 nucleotides long. RefSeq names its product chemokine (C-X-C motif) ligand 11 (gene CXCL11). Gene Ontology annotation, molecular function: chemokine activity; CXCR chemokine receptor binding. Gene Ontology annotation, biological process: cellular response to lipopolysaccharide; inflammatory response; antimicrobial humoral immune response mediated by antimicrobial peptide. The record is from RefSeq and is a predicted model, not a curated record. Gene Ontology annotation, cellular component: extracellular region. The transcript has 4 exons. NCBI's taxonomy places the organism in Eukaryota, Metazoa, Chordata, Mammalia, Afrosoricida, Chrysochloridae.
AUGAGUGUGAAGGGCAUGGUUCUAGCCUUGGCUGUGCUCUUCUGUGCUACAACUGUCCAAGGCUUCCCCCCCAUGUUCAAAAGGGGUCGGUGUCUUUGCACAGGCCCUGGAUUGAAAGCAGUGAAAGUGGCUGACAUUGAGAAAGCCUCCAUACUUUACCCAAAUUACAACUGUGACAAACUAGAAGUGAUUAUCACCCUGAAAUCAAAGAAAGGACAACAAUGCCUAAAUUCCAAAUCCAAGCAAGCAAACCUUAUGAUCAAGCAAAUUCAAAGAAAGAAUUCUGAAAAAUAUUGAAGCAUAUGA